Molecule: messenger RNA, 4771 nt
Organism: Onychostoma macrolepis
Lineage: Eukaryota; Metazoa; Chordata; Actinopteri; Cypriniformes; Cyprinidae
Gene: ablim3
Product: actin binding LIM protein family, member 3
Exons: 22
Coding region: 562-2436 (624 amino acids)
Biological process (GO): cilium assembly; lamellipodium assembly
Cellular component (GO): stress fiber; actin cytoskeleton
Molecular function (GO): actin filament binding
Source: RefSeq, a predicted model, not a curated record
UCAAAUCCGCCGCAGGCGACAAGACAAAAACACAGCGCUGCCAUACUAAUCAACGGAUCUGUCUCCAGCGCGGCGCGCGCUUGCAGAGUAGAUGUUGUGAGGAAACACGCUGCUCCGCGCUCGCUGACGUCACCCCGGCGAGCGCUUCCAUAGAUGCGAGCGCGAGAGUACAGUGACAGCGCCUCGUCCACUGUACGCAACACUGAGCGCGGCUCAGCACUAUCUCAGGCUACACGCGAGAAACGGCAGCAGAUCAUGGAAUGUGACUAGGCAACAUUCCGCUUUAUUUGAGGCCGGUAGUCAGCGCUGCACUCACGGGGUGCAGUACUUUAAGACCACCGUUCCCAUUAUUACCAAGUGAUCACUGCCCUCCUGUGAUCCGGGAAUCAUAUUGGGAGCUUUAAUAUUUUUGGUUAAUUAUUCCUCGAGUUUCUAUCCCACUCUAACGGUUCGACUCUGACUUCAAGCUGAGGCUCAAUAACUGGAUUUUAUCGGUGGAACAAAAGGCGACUGCUGCUGUCUGGAUAUUAAAUUUUACUCUUGGAUUAUUGUCUCAGCAUCAUGAGCACGAGUGUACCCUAUCAGCAAAGCUCAUGCAGCAGUGAACGGAGCUCCGGACCAAUCCACUGCUUUCGCUGCCGGGAGGUGUGCAAAGGAGAGGUGGUACGAGUGCAGCAUGUCCACUUCCACAUCAAAUGCUUCACCUGCCAAGUGUGUGGCUGUGAUUUGGCACAUUCCGGAUUCUUCCAGAAGAGUGGCGAGUACAUCUGCACAGCAGACUACCAGCGCCUGUAUGGCACAAAGUGUGACAGCUGUGGGGACUUUAUCUCAGGGGAGGUGGUCUCUGCACUGGGCCGCACAUAUCAUCCACAGUGUUUCGUGUGCAGCGUGUGCAGGAAACCUUUUCCAAUUGGGGACAGAGUGACGUUCAGUGGUAAAGAAUGUGUCUGUCAGCAGUGUUCCCUCAAGCUGGUUAAUUCCAAUGAGCCAAUCAAAAUCCACGGGCCCAGUCAAUGUGCAGGUUGUAAGGAGGAGAUCAAACAGGGUCAAUCUCUGCUGGCGUUAGAGAAACAGUGGCACGUCAGCUGCUUCAGGUGUCAGACCUGCGGCCUGGUCCUGACGGGAGAGUACAUCAGCAAAGACGGCAUUCCUUACUGUGAGUCAGACUACCAUGCCCAGUUUGGGAUAAAGUGUGAAACAUGCGACAGAUACAUCAGUGGACGUGUGCUGGAGGCUGGAGGCAAACACUACCACCCCACUUGUGCUCGCUGUGCCCGGUGUCAGAUGAUGUUUACAGAAGGAGAGGAGAUGUAUCUCACAGGUUCAGAGGUGUGGCAUCCUGUGUGUAAACAAGCAUCUCGAGCAGAGAGGAAACUGAGACUCAGGCGCACAUCAGAAACCUCCAUCUCUCCGCCAGGCUCCAGCAUUAGUUCACCCAGCAGAGUCAUCUGUGCAAAAAUGGAGAACGAGAUCCUUGAUUACAAAGACUUGGCAGCGCUGCCUAAGGUUAAAGCCAUUUAUGAGGUGCAGAGGCCAGACUUCUGGUCCUAUGAGCCCAGUCACAGAUACUGCUCCGAUGACAGGCUAGAGCGUCUCAGCUAUGGGGAGUCCUUGGGCACACUCUCCCCUUAUUCUCAGGACAUGUAUGACAGUAUGGACAUGAGGAUGAGAAGAUCCUCCAGUCCAGGAUACAUAGACUCCCCCACCUUCAGCAGACAGGGCAUGUCUCCCAUCAUGCCCCGCUCUCCACAGCACUACUACAGAUAUGGCACUGAAAGUGGCAGAAGUUCACCCUAUUACAAUCAGCUAGAUGCCCGGUCCAGCACGCCCACCACAAACCAAGCUCCCAAGCAUUUCCAUGUGCCAGCCACAGGGGAGCCCAAUAUCUACAGGAAGCCUCCCAUCUAUAAGAGACAUGCAACUAAGAGCAAGACCAGUGAGGACAUUGUCCAAUCUUCCAAGUUCCCAUCAGCCUACUCGCCUGAACACUACCAGCACUCAGAGUCUGAUUACUACCAUUACACCAGCUCUCCUAAAUCUUUACGUGCUCCUCGGAGAAGGUACUCAUCAGGUGGAGAAGAGGAUGGCUGGAGUCACGGCCUUCAAAGAAUUCAGGGUGGUAUCGGUAGGAUGAUCCUGAAGGAGGAGAUGAAAGCCCGCUCCGGUUCCUAUGACAACGACCCCUGGGGCAGCGCGCGGAACUCCCGCAGUGGGAGCAGGGAGAUGUUGCACAGCAUGGGCCACAACAACACAGUUAACGGCUCUCCUCGGACAAACUUUGCAGCGGAGAAUGACUACAUAUCCAAGUCAGCCUCUUUGCCCGGAUAUGGCAGGAAUGGAUUGCACAGGCCACAAAGUGCAGACUACUAUCAGUAUGACAGUGGCAGUGAAGUCAACUGGGGAAUCAGAGAGUACAAGGUAAGGACGAUGGUUUAGCAUUACCAGAGGAUUAAAGGGGGCCCAGAGAGACACUAAAACAUCCUGAUUCAGAGGCACCUCUGAAACAUUAGCCCUCUGUCUUCUCCAGAGGAAAGCCCAGAUUUACAGUAUGUCAGUCUAAUGAACCCUGAUGAGCCAAAGCAACGUCCUGCUGGUCAAAGCUUGUGGAAACUAGAGGAUGGAGAAAUUAGUGCUUCCAGGUCAUAAGGCCACUCUGUCCUUCCCCAGCUGGCCCUUAGAGAGUUGGAGACUGCAGGGGCUGUGGAGAGGACAGGGGUUUGUCUGACCCCUUUGCUCCUGGUUGGUCAAGAACUAUAUUGUUCUGCUUGGUGCCGCUUCCUGUCUCGGUUAAAGCUAAAGUGCCAGAGGCUCUGUGAUUUCCUUUCACUUCUGUAAGUGAGAGGAAAAGGAGGUCCACCAGUGCACAGCCUGCUCUGAGCUUUCCAUUAAUGCUUAGCUUUCCCAUUACCAAUCUAUGAAAGAACGUUUCAGUGAGGACAAUUACUUGUAAAUGAAUAAAUAUGAGUUUAAGUGUUUAUGUAGUUUAAAGUUUAUAAUGAAAUGCACUGGUAACUUUUGUUACAGAUCUACCCAUAUGAAGCACUUAUUGUGACCACUAGGGGGCGUAACAGGUUGCCAAAGGAUGUAGACCGGGCUAGAUUGGAGCGGCAUCUUUCCCCUGAGGAGUUCUAUGAGGUGUUUGGGAUGACGAUGGUAGAGUUUGACCGUCUGGCACUGUGGAAGAGGAACGAGAUGAAGAAACAAGCCCGGCUGUUCUAGUGUUCCUGUCACACACACACACACACACUCACACUCACACUCACACACACACACACACACACACACACACACACACACACACACACACACACACACACACACACACACACACACACACAGACAGACAGACAGACAGACACAGACAGACAGACAGAGACCUGAAUACCUGUUCCAGUCUAACUAAACAAACACAUCCUGUGUCUCAGACACAGUCAUGCCUGGACUGUACCUAGAAAUUGUGCAACUGCUUGUUGUGACAAAGGCAUAUAAAUGAUCAGACAGGCUAGAAUACCUGACAAAGAAAGACAAAAAUAAAUAACAUAAUACACAGAACGAUGGGAACAUUUUAGUUUUUACUUUAGUGUAAAGUGAACACAUUUUAUUUUGUUUCUGAAUGACAAAACUAAGGAAUCAGGAAUUGUAAGGAUUUAGAAUUUUGCCUUAUGUUUUCUAUUAAUUUAUGCACCAGCAAAGUAAGUGAACAGAAUGUAAAUACGAUUAAUACAACUUUAAUGAGAGUGGAUGAAUCAUCUGAUGUCAUCCAUCAAGUACAUUAUUAAGUAAUAUUUCAUUUGAAAGGUUAUAAAAUAAUAUUUUUCAGUCCUUUUAUUUCACAAGGACUACAUAAGCUUAGAUGGGCUGAAAUAAGCGAUGAUUUGCUUGACAAUGAAUACCAAAGUCUGACUGUUAUUUAUGAAGUUAGCAGAUGAAAUUGAGCACUACGGUGUUGUACUUUGUUCAGGUCAUUUCCAAGGAGUAACGAAUACUGAAUGUACACUUUUCUCACAAGAAGACUUUAGGAUUAUUAGACUAAUAUUGAUGGAACAUACAUUGUAUAUUGUGAUGGUAGAAAUACAUAUGGCUUGUGUCUGAUACAGAUGAUGAAGACAAAACAGAUAAGAAUUAAGGUGCAAUGUUUGUUUGUUUUUUUUCCUUUAUUUUUUCUUUUUCUUUUUUGAAAUGUUAUGCUCUUAAAAAAAGAGAUCUGUUGGUUAGGAUAGCGCAGUUUACUUUCAUCACAACUGUUAGGAUGGAUCAGGAAAUGCUGUGAUACCUUAAGUGGGUUAAUUAAAUGUUUGGGUCAUUGCCAUGGUGAUUAUGUCACCUGAUUUGGUAAUAAAAUUGAAUGCAGAGAAAGUAAACAUGGAUUGUAAGGCCAGUGACAGGGAUAACUUGUUCACACCCACAUAUUACUUGAUGAAAAAACAAAACAAAAAAACAUUAUCACACCAUUGAAGCAAGUGACAAAUAACAAACUGUAACCUUGAUUAGGACCUAACAGUAACCGUGGGGUCUUUCAUGCCAAGGGAUACUGACAGUAGUUUUUGUACCUCACUGACAAACAGGUGAAACUAUCAUGUUUUCUGCCUUUGUGUGUAGUGUUUACAACCUGUUUGCCCAAUAGAUUGUUAUGAAGUGUUCUAUUAAUUUCAUAGUGAAGGAAGAGAGCUAGAGUAUAACCAUAUUUUUGAUUCUCUCUUUUUUAAUCACUACUGCUACCUUCCUAACUUUAUUUAUCUGUCAGUUUCAACAGACUAUGUACAUCUUAUAC